Messenger RNA from Penicillium salamii, 1104 nucleotides. Lineage: Eukaryota; Fungi; Ascomycota; Eurotiomycetes; Eurotiales; Aspergillaceae. The record is from the annotation of a GenBank genome assembly.
AUGCACGUUCUCUCGACUAUUCUGCCCGCACUGGGCUUUGCUUCUCUGGCUUCGGCCAAAUACAGCCUGCACGAAGAUUAUGGCACCAAUGGGUCCUUCUUUGACAAGUUCAACUUCUUCACGGACUCCGAUCCCACCAACGGCUACGUGGACUAUGUCAAUCGCAAUGUCGCCCAAAGCCACGGUUUGAUCAACGCCUCCGCCAGCAAUGGAGUUUACAUCGGCGUGGACCACUCCAACACCGCCAGCAAGCCUGGCCGGAAGAGUGUCCGCCUCGAAAGCUCCAAAACAUACCAGCACGGCCUUGUCAUCCUCGAUCUUGCCCACAUGCCUGGUAGCGUGUGCGGCACCUGGCCUGCAUUCUGGAUGCUUGGCUCCGACUGGCCCUCCAAUGGUGAAAUUGAUAUCAUCGAAGGCGUCAACGACCAAUCCGGAAACCAAAUGGCCUUGCACACCAGCGAUGGAUGCACUGUUAAGAACACCGGUUUCAGCGGCAAACUCGACACAGAUAACUGCUACGUCGACGCAGAUGGCCAGUCCGCCAACGCAGGCUGCGCAAUCAUGAGCUCCGACACCCAGUCCUUCGGAAGCGGAUUCAACGACGCUGGCGGCGGUGUCUACGCAACUGAAUGGACUGGCUCUGCCAUCUCGGCCUGGUUCUUCCCUUCCAGCUCUGUGCCCAAGGAUAUUACCUCUGGAAGCCCCGACCCAAGCACCUGGGGUACACCCGCUGCCAAAUUCGCCGGCUCCUGCGACAUCGACAAGCACUUCAAGGACCUCCAGAUCGUCUUCGACAUCACCUUCUGCGGAGACUGGGCCGGCGAAGAUAGCGUCUGGUCUUCCUCCUCCUGUUCCAGCAAAGCAAGCACCUGCAACGACUACGUGCAGAACAACCCCUCUGCUUUCGAAGAUUCCUACUGGCGCCUCAACUCACUCAAGGUCUACCAGGAGUCCAGCUCCAGCUCCGGUCUCGACCUCGGCAUCGACGUUGACCUUGAUCUGGACCUCAAUCUCGGUAGCAGUAAGCGCACCGCGCCUUACCUGCGCCCUGGACCUCGUCCCAAGCACCGUCGUACCCGUCGCCACGGACACGGCCAUGCCUAA